CGGGGCGGAAGUGCUGAUUGAAAGUGCGCAGUAAAGAUGGUGGCCGGGAUGAAGUGGACUGUCGCCGUGUUGGUGCUCGGGCUCCUGCUCUGGGCCGGGCUGGCCAGUGCCAUUCCCGGCGGGCUCGAGCCGGCGGAUGUGAACUCGGAGGAGGUGCAGGAGGCGGCUCGCUUCGCGCUUGGCGUCUACAACAGGGGCACGAACGAUAUCUACCUGAGCAAGAUCGUCGAAGUCCUCUCGGCCGAAUCUCAGUUGGUGCAGGGGAUGCUGUACCACGUGAGGAUGGCGCUGCGUCGGACUAACUGCAGGAAGGCAGCAGGACAAAAUGUUGACCUUGAGAGCUGCAGCUUCCAGGAGGAUCAGCGGAAUGGCGCGACGGUAGUCUGUACAUUUGAAGUCUGGGAUCAGCCAUGGAUUUCUCAAAAGGAGGUGAGAGCUUCCCGCUGCGUACUCUGAACUCCAGAACAGAAGAAUGCUUCGCAAAAUGCACUAAUAUGAAAUCGCCGUCUCAAAUCUGAGGGAGUCGAGAGUGUCUCUGCAAUAGAUGUCUGUUCUGACACGUCACCUGCAUCCGGGCAGACACCAUGUAAUAUUAAACAGUUCUGUCUCCUUCAGGGGAAAUUUUGCUGCAACUAACAUACAGUUAGUUAUAUCAACUGCUUCCAGCUUUGUUUCAAGCUCUUUGAGCAGUGCUGAUCUAACAACGUGACAGUGUACUAAAUUUGGGCAGAUGGAGUCUCCUCUGGGGCUCAACAUCUUCCACUGCUGCUUGCUCAGUAGCUGUCCAUGUGUAAGCACACAACUGUUACAUUAUUAUAUUAGUUACACAAAUAAACUCACUUCUGAAUAUUUCAAAUGCA
Stegostoma tigrinum is the source of this 860-nucleotide messenger RNA. Its product is annotated as cystatin-like. Lineage: Eukaryota; Metazoa; Chordata; Chondrichthyes; Orectolobiformes; Stegostomatidae. The transcript has 3 exons. The record is from RefSeq and is a predicted model, not a curated record. Bases 37 to 456 code for a protein of 139 amino acids. Gene Ontology annotation, molecular function: cysteine-type endopeptidase inhibitor activity.